CUCACGUAAUACCCUCUUCUCCCUUUCCUUCUCUCUCUCUCUCCGGCUACUUUUCUUUGCGACUCCCACAGCCACCCUCCUCUCUCUCUAAAAUCAAAGAAGAAAUGGACCAGCAGUUUCUACAGCUCUGUGCCUCCAGGGAUGGUGAUCAUUGCCGAGUACACCGAUUUCGAUGGGGAAUCUCACCAUCAUCGCGGAUAUCACCGAUAAGCGGUCUUGAUUUCCAGAGGCGACUCUAUUCCAGAUCUGUCCAAAUCUCCGGCCACAAACAUAGCUACGCCAUGCGGGUGUUUAGCACAGACCUGAUUCUGUUUGAGAUCUAUACAUUUAGGUCUACAGUUCAAGUAAGUUUUCUAAGAUGAUUUCGGUUGUACAGUUUGGUUCAAAACCUUGGCUAUCGUAAAUUUUCCUUGCUAUUGACAUCUGUUACUUUAGAUCUGCUGAAAUUUCCUUACUAACCGAAUGGAUUGUUCGUUAAAUUUUGAUUUCCUACGUAGGUGUAGAUUUCGAUUAGUGGAUGUGAAAAGUGCAGGGAAAUUUAUGAGAAGUAAAGGAGUAUUUGUUGCGGUAAAUUGAACUCUACAAACAUCGAACACUUGAUUUGGGGAUGUUAGGAUUGAUAGUCACGGACUCUUGCUCAAUUAGAAAAAAAUGUUAUGCUGCUUUUUGUGUAUUUUUUUGUGAUGAUUUUUUGGGGAUCAUGCUCAAAAGUUGUUCCACAUAUCCGCCGCACAUUUGUUAAAGAACACAGUUGAUGCAAGUUAAAUACAAUCCAUUGCUUUUAUUACUUUUACCAUCAGUCAAAGUGUAUGACAACUUCAUAUUUUCAAUUAAGAAAAUUUGGCAUUGAAAGAAUCACAGAAAAUGAGUCAAAUGACUACUCAUGAUACUGCAUUUGUUUUGUAUGUGAAAACAUGCAAUUAUUGGUUUGGUUGAAUAUCCCAGUGCAAAUUCAACGUGGUCCGAGUCCAUGAAAAAUGUGCUGAUGAACCUCCUCCAUAUUCUAACUUGACUGAAGUACUUCAUUCUCCAUCAUCACUUUAAGAGAACACCAAACUGACAUUUCUGGUGCAUUUUGGAGAAACACUAGGCACAUUGAAAAUCACUUAUGAGGUUGAUCUUGACUCACCACAUGCAAUUACCAUGUCAACGAAGAACCAACAGGAGAAAAAAAUAAAAAAUAAACUCCCGUUUUUUAAAGCUUAACUUGUGUUGAAGCAUAUAUACCGUCUAAUGUCAACAACUCAUGGGCUUUAACUUUUCAAGGCCUAACUACAAGCUGCAUAUGAUAGGAAGUGUUGUAUAAGUUAGACUUAACAUAUUACCCUAUUAGGUAUGAUCCCGAAGAACAUUUUGGCUUAUGCACUUUUGUUUUUGUUUGGCUAGAAAUUGUAAUAGGAUGUAUAUGUUUCCAACACUAACGUUGCUUUCCUUUUGGUAAUCUCAACCAGUAUUCUAUCUACAACGUUUUGCCUUGAGUCAUCGUUGAGGCAGUGCAUGCUUGUAUUUUCAUGCAAAAAAAUGCUAUUUUGGUUACCAAUAUUACAAUAAGGCAGGCCAAACCCAGGUUCAGGCCAACGUUAGUAUUCACUAGGUUGGUGGUUUAUGAAUUUCAUUGACUGUUUCAGCCUCUGAUUACUAAAGUGAUUAUGUAUGUAUGUGUGUGUUUUCCUUGGCCAAGCCAAGACUUAGGAGUGGGUGCAGACUGCCCAAAGUACAGCGAACAAGGCCUGUGACAAGGCAGCUGAUUCUAAGGAUGAGGCCCAACAAUGGAAAGAGCCGAGUGCCAGAUAGAAUUAUCCACCAGGAAAAACUGGGUUAGAGAUCUGAUGCAUCACCUCUGCGAGGUUGGUAGGAAACGUAGAUGGAAAGGAACAAGGAACAGAAAUCAGUUGUCAAAUGACACAGCAAAAUUAGAAAACAUGACAGCAUGGCAAUCUUCAAUUUUUCAAGUGUUUUUCUUUUCUUCAGUUUCAUUGUCCGUUUUCAUUUUGCGUGUUUUCAUGAAUGAAAACAAAAAGUUCAAACCCAUUCAUCAUUUUCACAACAUACAGUUUUCACGACAUCUGUUUGGUGUUACCUGGAAGCGGAAUGCUUCCAGAAAAAUAGAUUUGAGUCAGAAACAGUUUGCCAAACAACUUUCUGUGUUUGACAAUGACAAAAGGGAAAACAGAAACGUUCAGAAGAGCUCCACUUUAGUUCUUGUCCGGUGUUUGUUUCAGCAUUACCUCGUCAGAGCACACCCGGCAAUAGGAAAAUUCUCAUAUGCAGGUUGACUGCAAAAUUAAUAUUUCCCGACAGAUAGGAAAAUCGUUAUGAGAUAGUUACAGGGAGAAAGACAAGUGUAACCUAUUUGUUUCUUUGCAUUACUUUUACGGAGGUUAACAGCCAGCUGGGAAGCUGAAAAAGAGUCAAAUUGUUUUCAGUGGCAGUGGCAUAUGAACAAUACAGCAUUGUCAACACCGAAAUAAUUUACCACAAGCAUUUAUGAUCAAUAUCACGAGGAGGGAACAUGAAUAAAUUUAUAAGAAUGGUAUUAAUCUAAGGCCUUCUGGAACAUCAAGUGGUAAGUCAUGAAACUUUGCUCAUACCCAACAUGUUCAGCAACAGAACUUAUAACUGGCAUCCAUUUUUCUGCUUUAGCAGCGUGCGUCUACGACUUAUAAGAAGCAUAACAAAAGAAGCAAAUAGUUAGAU
Rhododendron vialii is the source of this 2697-nucleotide messenger RNA. RefSeq lists its product as uncharacterized. Bases 1770 to 2276 code for a protein of 168 amino acids. The transcript has 3 exons. NCBI's taxonomy places the organism in Eukaryota, Viridiplantae, Streptophyta, Magnoliopsida, Ericales, Ericaceae. The record is from RefSeq and is a predicted model, not a curated record.